UCCUCCCCCCUCCCCCUCCCCGACCGUUGUUGUUCUUUUUCUCCGGCGACGACGCGCAGCAACGCCGUUCCGGGCCGCGACCUAGCAAUGUCGAGCUCCGCUUCAGCCUCCCGCCGCUCAUGGCCGCGCUAUGGCGCAGUGCCCAUGACAAGAUGCCCUGCAUGCCCACGUAUCGCACCCCUGAAGCGGCUAGUCACAACGACCGACAAGAAUGGCAACCUUGGGCGGGAAUUCGUGAAAUGCGAGAGCAAACCAGAGCAGGGAAAGAAAUUGAAGCAAUGCACCCAUUUUGAGUGGCUAGAUGAGUACAUAGAGCGGAUUCAACUGGAGGGUGCAUCAGGGGAGCUCGAUUUACUGUUGGAGGCGGAGAAGUUGGGCAAGUUUGGAUCGGGCGCAUCUGGAUCCGGGGCCCCUGGAUCUGGCAAUUCCAUCGGGGGCGCCCGCCCUUCCAUUGGUGCUACUGUGGGGGAUGCAGGAGUGACGGCAGAGCUGAAGAAGCUGAACAAGCAGAUGAAGAAACUCAUCAAAUUGCAGAAGCAGGGCAAUUUGAUGGGGCUCAUGGCCGCACUUUUUUAUGUUUGUGUAAUUGGUCUCGCAUUUGUUUAUGUGAUGAUAAUUAGUCGUAAGUGAAUAGAUUGGGCAUCAUUUGUA
Molecule: messenger RNA, 651 nt
Organism: Triticum dicoccoides
Lineage: Eukaryota; Viridiplantae; Streptophyta; Magnoliopsida; Poales; Poaceae
Exons: 2
Coding region: 88-630 (180 amino acids)
Molecular function (GO): zinc ion binding
Source: RefSeq, a predicted model, not a curated record